Molecule: messenger RNA, 2313 nt
Organism: Sabethes cyaneus
Lineage: Eukaryota; Metazoa; Arthropoda; Insecta; Diptera; Culicidae
Gene: ss
Product: aryl hydrocarbon receptor protein 1
Exons: 11
Coding region: 1-2313 (770 amino acids)
Biological process (GO): regulation of transcription by RNA polymerase II
Cellular component (GO): aryl hydrocarbon receptor complex; nucleus
Molecular function (GO): protein dimerization activity; transcription cis-regulatory region binding; nuclear receptor activity
Source: RefSeq, a predicted model, not a curated record
AUGAGUCAACUCGGAACCGUGUAUGCUACUAAACGUAGAAGACGAAAUGGAAAGAGUAUAAAGGCUCCACCGAAAGAAGGUGUUACUAAAAGUAAUCCAUCUAAGCGACAUCGGGAACGACUUAAUGCAGAACUGGACUUGCUGGCAUCUUUGCUACCAUUUGAACAAAACAUUUUGAGUAAACUUGAUCGGCUAAGUAUAUUGCGGCUAUCUGUGAGCUACUUGAGAACAAAAAGUUAUUUUCAAGUUGUUAUGCACAAAACAAAAGAAGAAAAUGGAUCAAACAAUUCAAUGCAUUUGCAUGACACAUACAGAAAUCGUGAUAUAACAACAUUUGAAGCCGGACCAAUAGACGGAGAAAUGUUUCUACAAGCAUUGAACGGAUUUGUGAUUAUUUUGACCUGUGAAGGUGAGGUAUUUUUUGCAACACACACGAUUGAGAGUUAUUUAGGAUUCCAUCAGUCUGAUAUUGUUCAUCAGUCUGUGUAUGAACUAGUACAUUCUGAAGACCGUGAAGAACUACAAAGACAGCUUCUUUGGAAUACAUUUUUACCAGCAGACCAAUUGACUGAAGCGCUAGUUCCUGAAAAAUCAACCUUGCUGGAGCGCAGUUUUACAGUUCGGUUUAGGUGUUUACUGGAUAAUACCUCAGGAUUUUUGCGAUUAGAUAUUCGAGGUAGAGUUAAAAUACUGCAUGGACAAAAUCGUAAAGCAGAGGAUCUCCCACUAGCUCUCUUCGCGUAUUGCACUCCAUUUGGACCACCCAGUUUGCUGGAGAUACCACAAAAGGAAAACAUGUUUAAAUCAAAACAUAAAUUGGAUUUUUCGUUGGUAUCGAUGGAUCAAAAAGGGAAACUAACACUGGGCUAUUCGGACUCCGAGCUUGCUAAUAUGGGUGGCUAUGAUCUCGUACAUUUUGAUGAUCUAGCUUAUGUGGCAAGUGCACAUCAGGAAUUGCUGAAAACAGGAGCGUCAGGAAUGAUUGCAUAUCGAUACCAAAAAAAGAAUGGAGAAUGGCAGUGGCUACAGACAAGUUCCAGAUUAGUAUAUAAAAAUUCAAAACCUGAUUUUGUAAUAUGCACACAUAGACAAUUAAUGGAGGAAGAGGGGCGCGAUUUACUCGGGAAAAGGACUAUGGACUUUAAAGUUAGCUAUUUAGAUACCGGAUUAACAUCGACCUACUUUACUGAUGCAGAUCAACUUAUUGCAACCCCCAGUGGAUCUCCAAGUACAUCACCAAUUUCUUCUCAGCAACGUUACAGUCGACGUUAUAAAACCCAGUUACGAGAUUUUCUGUCAACGUGCCGCUCGAAAAGAAAAUUAGCACAGCAAUCUUCUGGAGGACAGGUCACGUCUCCUGUUCAUAUGGUAGAUUACAUAAAUGAUCCAGCAGCAGCCGUAGCCGCUGCCUAUUCCAACCUCAAUCCAAUGUACCCCACAUCAGCAUAUGUAUCAACGGAUAACAUGUAUAUGACCCCACCAGCUCACUCAUCGAAUUUCUACUCCGUGUCAGAUAAUUUAUUUCACCAAUAUAGUAGACUGCAAGGUGUUAGCGGAUAUUAUUCGGAGUACUCAUCUGCUUCGACACCUUACAUUACAGCGAAUGGAUUUAUUCCUUACGAAGGUUAUAACGUGAAUAAAGAAGAAAGGUGGAUAAAUAACGGAAAAUCCACACCAGGGAAUAUCGAUGCCGAAAGAGAUAUGCACGGUGACUAUGAUAGAAAUGAAGUCAACAGGAGCACUAAAAGAUCACCCCCACUAUCGGAUACUACUGAAUCAAAGCAAACGCCAUCUCCGAUAAGAACAUCGCCGAGUACUGUAGACAUUUUAAGCCCAAUGAAACAUAAAACUAUUUCAAUGAAUGGUUCUGCUACUGAGAAUAGCACGAAAAACCUCAUUCCUGGAAGAAGUCGAAAUAACAAUGACCAAACACCUACGGUUUUAAAAGAAGAAUCGUCUAGCUCUCAGCACUUUGAACCACGGAGACAAACAGUUUUGAUGUGGGGACCCCGUGCUUAUCCUGUAUUUACCCCGAUUAUCUGCCAUCACCAACGUGAUCCGGAGCUGUACCUGAGUGUACCGAAUUUGGUCCUCACGUCCGCCGCUGCCACCACGAUCGUCAACCCCGAAGCUGAGAGAGCGUCCCUGCCAUCGCGCUUGACAAAAGUCCUGAGUGAGCCCGCAGUCGAAACGCCGGAGGUUAGCCGUCGAACCCCGUUCCAACGUCGCCGACCUGACCGCAAGUGGAUCCCGGUCAGCAUCGCCACCGGAAAUGAAACCCAGAUACCAAAAGGUAGUGUUACCACGGGAUGA